AUCAGUUCAAAACACCUUCUUUCUUCCUCCAUUUUCGAGCUCCAAAGGUUUUAGAGAGAGAGAAACUUCAAAUCUUCAUAUCUUCUUCAUUUUAGCUCCAAAUUAUGUCUGGAGGAAGACGUGACGAUCCCAUUUUCGAGGAGCCACCACUAGGACGGGAAGACCCGCCGCCACAGCCUGAUAUCCCCUUUGCUACUAUUGCUGAUCGCAGACGCUUCCAGGCAUGGGGGCAAUACCGCACACUCCUUCCUCCCAUGAUCCUGGACCCGACGAUGCUAGAGGAAUGGGGGUACUGGGAUGACAUUGAUGCCCUGCUAGGAGACUCUUUAUGGCGGAGGAUUCUAUUCGUUCAGGAGAGGGCCAGCCUUCCAUUGACGAUGGAGUUUCUGUGCUCCGUUCAGUUCACUCAUUACGGACAGGCUGUGCAGGAGGGUGCUGUUAUUGGGUCAGAGUCUCGGAUGAGGUUUACUAUUCUAGGCAUGGAGCACUCCAUCACUGUGGCUGAGCUCGGAUGGAGGAUGGGGCUCUAUACCCCAGCAUACACACAGACUGAGGAGUUCCGCGCUCUUCCGACCCGCUUACCCGAGGCAUUUGACAUUGAUGAGUUCUGGCACAGACACUCCACAGACACCAGAUCAUUUCUCCGGAUGCACCCCCAUUCGAACAAAUGGAGGGAGACUCACUGGUACAUACUCUCGUUCGUACUUUCUUGUGGUUUUUUUGGACGACCUAACAACACAAACAGGUUGUCCAAAAAGGACAUACUAUUCUUUUGGAGUUUGAUUCACCGCAUCCCGGUGAAUAUGGCUGUCCUUAUGGCUCGUUUCUUCCGGAGCCAGGGGAAGACUGUGCGGCGCACUAUCCAGGCAGGGCCUUUCAUCACUACUCUCGUUAGAUCAUUCUACCCAGAUCUAGACAUUCCAGGACUAGUGCACUUACACGAUAGCAUCCGCGUUCUUCGAUCCUCAUCCUUUACCAACAUGAGGAUCAAGAAGAAGCGGAACACUCAGGAGCUCCCAGGUAUUGAGCAGCCGACCCAGCAGAGUAGUUCUUCUCGACCCUCAGGACAUGAGGGAUCUAGCGAGCCCUUUUCAUACAUGCCUAGCGCCGCAGAUUGGAGAGCGAUGAUGGAUGGGAUGAGGAGUCUACAGACCUCAGUCUCAGAGAUGCGGGUUGCACAGGACAGAGGAUUCCAGGAGAUGCGAGAUGCGCAUGAGACGGCCCUGGGAGAGUUCAGAGACUUUCGAUUAGCUCAGGAGAGAGCCACCCGGGAUAUGCAGGCGGAGCUAGAGACCCAGAGGCUAGAUAUUGAUGAG
This is a messenger RNA of Cuscuta epithymum, 1316 nucleotides long. The record is from the annotation of a GenBank genome assembly. Lineage: Eukaryota; Viridiplantae; Streptophyta; Magnoliopsida; Solanales; Convolvulaceae.